AGAGCAAAAUCAUGGAGCCUUCCAAGGUCUUCAUGAGGCAGCCGCCGAACACACCAGGAUACAGCUUUGUGCCGUUCCUGAGAUCCCAGGACACCUCCAGCGAGGACAGAGUGGACCACUGUCUGCAAAGCUCCCAGGAGAGCACGCAGCUAUGCAAAGACCAGCUGGAGGAACUUCGCUGCUCCGUGGCCACUGCUCCGAAGCUGAAACCCAGCUGCUCCGAGGACGCGGUCCUGCGGGAGCUGCAUGAAUAUGCCUGGCGAUACCACCCCCUGACUCUGGAAUGCAAGAGCAUGAAGAAACCUCCUCAGGAGCCCCCAAUCCCUGGCUGGGCGGCCUUUCUGCCCCGAGCCAGGGUCACUGAGCUGGGCUGUGCCACAAGGCACACUGUCAUGGCCGAAAACUGCUCUGAAGACUUCCUGGACAUCAAGGAGCGGGCCAACAGGGCACGUCAGAAACCUUAUGAGGAACUAUAUGGAGGUGGCUCCACGCAACCUCCUGCUGCUUCUCCCAAAAUUUUGCAGCAUGAGGGGCCACUGCCCAAAUACCCAGACUUCUCUAUUUCAGGUGGAAGCUGCUCUGCUCUUGGAAGACCCCUGAGUGAGGACCCCAGAGCUCCAGUGACAUGCGGCUGUGCUCAGACACCAAAUAUGUCGAGCAACAGGAAGAUUUAUCUAGAGCCACUGUCCCCAGCCAAGUAUGCAGAGAGCUAGAAGCCUGCAGCCUUCCCAGGAGAAAGGAAAGGAGGUGGUAUCAAAGCCUGCUGCUCUUAUCUCAGAAGCAGCCUCUUGCCCACACCACAGUGGGCAGCGAGGAGGUUGAGCAGCAAGAACUCUUGACUUCUGUCUGCCUUCUGUUGUCCUGUGGGAAUAAACAGGACCCUUCUCGGAGGGCCAGAGGAUCUUAGGGUUGUCUUUCCCAGGUGUUGCUGACCUUGAGAAGGGCCAGGGAGAGUCAUCUCUUUCUAAUCCCUGAGAUAAACUUCAUAGUUGGGCUGGGCUUAUCUCUGAAGCCCCCAGCCCAGCCCCCUACACAGUCUGUCCUUGUCAGCUAUCCUGUUCCUGGCAUGCUGGCAUGACAUGUCCUCAACAUUGGCAUAGGUGCCAUGUCCACCCUACCCCUGAUUUUUAAGAAUCUCAUUCUCCAGGAGGCUCCAGCUGUCAGAUACCAGUCAUAUGAGUUUUCCAGGCUGCCCUAAUAAAGUACUACAUAAUGAGUGGCUUUGGACAAUAGAAGUUUACUGUCUCACAGGCUAGAAGUCCAAGAUCAAGGUUGUUAGCAGGGUCUCAUCCAUCUGAAAUGUGAAGAGGAGAUGGUAUUCUUUGCUGCUGUCAUGGCUUGUGUUUAGAUGGCCCCCAAAGCCUCAUACUUUUUCUAGGUAGCUGAAUCUAGUGUGUGAUUGAUUCAUGCUGGGGCCUAGCCCAGGGGACUGGGACUAAGGGUACGAGUGCGACCCGCCCUAAGUGGUCCGAAUAAGAUACAAGGGCAGAAAGACGCGGUUAAGGUCCCUUGUUACCUUUGCUACCAUGUGCGUGCCAUGUUGUUUCUUCUCUUCGAAGCCUAUGUGCCAUCUCUGCCUUGGAGGCAGAUUAUGGGCUGAUUUCAGCUGAUUAUGGGCUGAAACAUCUACAAACUGAUCAAAUAAACCCUUCCUCCUUUAACUUUGGAUGUCAGAUAAUUUGUCUCAGCAACAAGAGAAAAGUAACUAACAGCUGCGUAACUGUAAUCUCUGCCCCCCCGAGUUACAUGCUGUAACUUGGGUGUCCGUGCCUUCUCAGAGGUAUCCUCUACGAAGACAGAAGUCAUAUUGGAUUAGGAACCUGCUGUACUCCAAUCUCACCUCAUCUUAACUAAUUCUACCUACAAUAAUCCUAUUUCUAAAUCAGUUGCAUUCUGAAGGGCCAUUUAUAUAUUUGUUAAGUUUAUUGGUACAUUUUAGGUAUACAAUAUGAUAACAUUCAUCACUGGAAUUUGUACCUGUACAUAAUAUGUCUUGGUUCUUAUUUUUCCCCCUUCCCCUGCCCUACAUUUAACCCCUCCACCCUUACCUAUUUACAAAGACUUUGUUUCCAUUUUUUCCUUUUCUCAUAUUUAUCCAUUUCCCUUCUUUCCUUUCCCCACCUCUCCCACUUCCCCUUCCCCUUUGGACCUUUUCUUCCUAUUUCACAUUAUCUAGUAUACAUUUUGAUUGAAGGCCCUUUUUUGAGGGUUACCUUUCAUCCCAUGACACUGACCGCUUGCCGCUUGCCCUAACAGGCACUCUUCUGACUCACAGGGCAGCGUUCAGCACUUGGAAGAAAUCAGAAGGAGCUCUGCAGCUUGGCAUGGGGUGGGUGUGGUCUAAAUACGAAGUGUCUCCCAAAGACGGAGACACUGAGGGCUUAAUCCCUGUUGUUUAGAUCUAAAAUGCCCACCCCCGGAAGUCUCCCGUGUUCAGAGGUGGGGCUUUUGGAAGGUGAUUGGAUCAUGAGGGUUCUGUACUUAUCAGGGGAUUAAUCCAUUGCUUUUGGGCCCACAGCUGCAUAUGGUGUAGAAAGUGGGACCUAGUUGUAAGAGGUGUAUUUUUGUCCUUGGCUCCUCCCCUGUCUUUCUGCUUCCUAAGUGCUAUGGGUUGAACAGCUUUCCAGCAUGCCAUUUCUGCCUCGAAGCCGGCUGCCAUGUGUAGGUUGAACCUUUGAAAACCAGGAGGCAAAAUAAACCUUCCCUUCUGUGUGGGUGUCAAGUAUUUUUGCCCCAGCCACAGAAAAGUGACAAAUACAGUUCUCAAUACAGCCGUGUUCAGAGGCGGAGCCUAGAAAAGUGAUUGAUUGGAUCACAAGGGCUUUAACUUCAUCAGUGAAUUAAUCACCUUUAUGAGAUCAUAAUUUUGAUGACAUUGGCGGUGGAUGAUGGAAACUGGAGGUGGGACUUAGUUUAAGGGAGCCAAUCAUGAGGACAUAACCUAGUCCUUUAUCUGUGAGAUCAAAACCAAACCAGGGCCGAGGAUGUAGCUCAGCAGCACAGCACCUGCCUGGCAAGCAUGAGGUCCUGAGUUCAAUCCCCAUCGGUUCCAAAAACAACAACAACAACAAACCAAACCAACAACAACCACACAGGAGCAGGGAUAACAAAGGAAAUUUAAUUGCUCCAAGCUUCAGUUUUCUAUUAUAAGAUGAUGCUAACACCUUCCUCCUGAGCUUGUUUUAGAGGAUUAAAUGAAAAAAUGCACACAAAGGGCUUAGCAGGACAUUUUGCAAGCAUAAAAUUUGCAGGCCUCCUGUUUCCUGUUGACCACAGCUAACAGCUCCUGGAAAGAAAGACAACAAAGGCAAAAGCUAAAAGGCUCAGUAAAGGAUGAAGACGGGACUUCUUCAUCUCCACACUCUGUUCUCAGGCCUUGCAGCCCAGCCUCCUGUCCCACUCCAUGAGUUAGAAGAGUUCCAGUCUUGGCUUCUUUCUUCCCAGAAGGCCUUUGGGUUCCUUGAGCAAAUUACUUCUCCUGAAAGCAUCCCAGGCUUGCCCUGCUGCCAGGUGAAGGGUGAGCACUGCUAUUGUUGGCGAUGCUGACCCUGAAGGCAGAACCCCCAGCCAUCUGCCCUCUCCUGGGCAGCCUCCUCUUUGCAGCUGAUGGGGUGGGCAGGGUACUUGAGACCCUCUUGGGGCUCCCCAAAGCAGUUCUCCUUUCCAGAAAACCAUGCAUGUUUACAUUCAAAUAGGGUUUGUCUGGAUUCUCCAAAGAGUGGGAGGCAGCAAGCGCCUCACCUCUCCUGAACUGCUUCGGGCACCAUCUGGAAAGGGCCCCAGCCUGAUGUUCUUCAGCUGUCAUUUCUGACAGGCACCAUCCUGAAAGCCACACAAGGGAACCCUCUCUGGGUCUCUCUAGCUUCAAUGGGGCUCUCUGCCUUCCACAAUCUCAGACCCUGUCAGGCUCUGGGCUCUGUUAACAGUGGCCUGAAGCCACUUCCAUUUGCUGAAACUCACUCCCACAUUUUGUGAGCAUUUAAAGUAUUUGUCAGUCUAGCUCACUAAUUGCAUUUCUGAUAAUUUUAUAAUUCCUGUGUACAUUUGUUACAUCUGCAGCUUUGAGAAGUUGGGGUUGUUUUGCUUUCUUGUUCUUUUCCUCAUUUUAUCUAUUUAAGAGCACUGUGAGGACCUUUUUAGCCAAUGUGUCUGAAAACUUCUUCUAUUACAUUGAUUGUCUUGAAAGCAGCAUUUUAUAUGAGUGCUAUCUCAGCUUCCUGCUGUGAAGGUCAUAAAUCACUAAGGCCUUCUUUCUAAGCCAGAGUUGAAAACGUUUUUUAUAAAGGGUCAAAUAAUAAAUACUUUACGCUUUGUGGGUCAUAUGAGCCAUUUUAGUAGAUGUUAAAGUUUAGAUCUAAAAUGGCCCUAAAAGUUUCAUGUGUUUGGAAGGUGACUGGACUCUGGGGUACAAUUCUCAUCAGCGGACUCAUCCACAUUCAUGGUAGCUGAAUGUACCAUGAGGAGGUGGGGCCUGGUUGAAAGUCAGUCACGGGGUAUGUGUUCUGGAGGGGAGUACUUUUGCUUCCUGCUCCUUUUUCUCUCUGUUUCCUGGCUGCCAUGAGUUGAGCACCCUUUCUUUGCCAUGCCCUGUUGCCAUGCUGUUUUUAUUUUUUUAUUUUUUUGGUACCAGGGAUCGAACUCGGGACUUUGUGCUGGUGAGGUGGGUGGCAGAACCACUGAGCUAAAUCCCUGGCCCUUUGACAUGCUGUUUCUACCUUGGAGUCAGUGGACCAGGGACUGAAAUCAUAAGCCAAAAUAAAUCUUUAAAUUGCAGGCAUUGCAUAUUUUUCGGGAAAGUGACUAAUACAGCAGGAAGGCAGCUUGUGACAUUAUAUAAACGACUGAUAGCUGCUAUGUUCAGAUAAAACUUUGUUGAUAAACACUGAAAUUGUAAUUUCAUAUAAUUUUCAUGUAUCAUGAAAUAUUCAUCUUUUGAAUCUUUAAGAAGCCAUUAAAAAAUGUGAGAGUCAUUUUUAGCUGGGAGGGACAUACAAAGAACAGUUGGCCGUAAUUCACCCACCCCUGCCAUUAAACCACCACUCAAGCACGAUGCUAGCCAGAAUCUAGUUGUGAUUAAUUUUGUUUUCAGUGUGGGUCAGGCGUGCAUCCCUUUGAGAAACACCCCCUUGGAGGAUUCCAGAAACAGAGUCUCCUGCAGCCAGAGCAUUGAGAAUACAGCCCAAGCCCACUGCCAAGAGGGAGGGGGCAAAGAAAGAUUUGAAGCUUGCAUUAGCUGGGAGUAAGCCUGCAAUGGCUUCAGAGAAAAGGCAGAAACAAA
Messenger RNA from Heterocephalus glaber (naked mole-rat), 5278 nucleotides. The record is from RefSeq and is a predicted model, not a curated record. NCBI's taxonomy places the organism in Eukaryota, Metazoa, Chordata, Mammalia, Rodentia, Bathyergidae.